Molecule: messenger RNA, 1359 nt
Organism: Micromonas pusilla CCMP1545
Lineage: Eukaryota; Viridiplantae; Chlorophyta; Mamiellophyceae; Mamiellales; Mamiellaceae
Exons: 2
Coding region: 1-1359 (452 amino acids)
Source: RefSeq, a predicted model, not a curated record
AUGAGCGACGACGAGUGGUGGGCGCUGAGCACGCACCCGUCUGAAUGGGGCGGGACGCCCGCGCCGCCGGUGAAGACCGCGCGAGGCGCGGAGAUGGCGGACCUCGACGCGCGCUCGAGGAUCGUGGACCACCUCGCGCGGCUCACCGCGCUCGCGUCGUCCGCGCGAGGACGACGCGCCGGCGACGCCGCGGCGGUCGCGGUGGAAGCGCUCGCAUCCGACGCGCGAUCGCUCGCGACCGCGGCGGGGGAGCUCGAGCGCGCGGAGAGGGACCUCGCGCGCGCGCGCCGAGUCCUCUCCCUCGCGACCAGCGCGUCCGCGGGGAGGAGGAGGAGGAGGAAUGGGAACGGCGGCGCGGGAGGAGGGAGGGGCGGGGACGACGCGUCGUCGUCCGUCGGGAUCUCUUCUCCAACCCCGCGCGCGUCGUGCGCGGCGGCGUCGGCGGCGUGCGAAUGGCGCGGCGCGUGCGUCGGCCGGUUCCACCGCCACCACGCCGCGCUCGGCCGCGCGCUGCGUCACGACCCGCACUCGCUGCCUCAGAAAGAGAUCGACGCGGCGGUAGAGGCGGAGCGGGACGGCGGCAGAGCGUCCGCGAGAGAGUUGCGCGGCGGCGGCGGCGGCGCGGGGAAUCGUCGUCGCCGUCAGAUCGAGUUCACCCCGGGCGGAGGGAUCAUGCCGCGCCGCGCGCGGUACGUUUCCCCGUGGGCGAAGCACGCCGCGAACGCGGUGCACGUCAUAUCCGACGCCGUGGACGCGCUCGUCGGGGACGGCGGCGGGCUCGUGUUCACCAUCGGCGAAGGUUCGAGAUCGAAAUCGAAAUCGACGUCCAAGCCGUCGCCGGAGCUCGCGUUGCCUUGGCUCGCCGACCGCGUCGAUAGCGUGGGGUCGGUCGUCGCGAACUGGACGACGCACCGGCCGAAGCUUCGACCGACGGGGGUGACGCUGAGCGACCUGUGUUUGCUUCACAGCGACGUCGUGCACGUGGACGACGCGCUGACGCGAGCGGCGGCGUCGUUCGCGCGCGCGGCGGCGGCGGCGCGAGGACGAGGAAAAGAGGGAAAAGAAAACGACGACGACGACGACGACAUCGAUGGCUGCGGCGUCGCCGCUUCCGCGGCGACGACCGCGUCCGCGCGAUACGCCAUCAGACUCGCGCUCGGGAGGCUCACGGACGUCAUCGCGCGAGAGAUGACGACGACGUGCGAUCAACUCUGGUCGGAAGCGCCGAAGGGCGCGUGGAGGACGAGGGGACCGACGACGAGCGAAAAAAACAAAAACGACGCCGUCGAAGCGCGUCAGGUGCGUCCUAUACACUGGUUCCCAUACGACCCCGUUCGCGUGGUGAACGCCGAUCCUUAA